GCCACGUAUAUGCAGGUAACGGAUCAUGAUUUUUCUUACCGUGCGCCGAAAACACAGAAGAACAUCACUUGUAUCCAAAAGCAGGUGAUUGGUGCGUGCACCCGCGCGCUCUCUCUGAUUGGCCAUGAUUGAAUCAUCCUCAUGGUAGAGAGAUAUCGAGGGCGAAAGCCGAACUGUGCCAGGAAUUUCCAUUUCCAUGGGCUCUCAGAAUUUGUGCUUUUAGCCUUUUCAUUUCCUGAGUCUCACCUGAAGUGAUCAGUGAUCUCGAUUCCUGGAGCUUUCCUGAAGCCCUUAGACUCUCCCUGUUUGUUUCCUGCGAAAAGUUCUCGAUUUUCGAAGCAUUUGUUCCUUUUUAGGGUUUCGGGUGGGUCUGAAAUCUGGCGAACGAUGGCUCAAGCUGUUGAAGAAUGGUACAAGCAGAUGCCCAUCAUCACCCGCUCCUAUCUCACAGCCGCUAUCGUCACCACCAUCGGCUGUUCGCUCGAUAUAAUUUCUCCCUAUCAUCUGUACUUGAACCCUAGACUUGUGGUGAAGCAGUAUCAGUUCUGGCGCCUAAUCACCAAUUUCUUGUACUUCCGCAAAAUGGAUUUGGACUUUCUUUUCCACAUGUUCUUUCUUGCGCGAUAUUGCAAGCUUCUUGAAGAGAACUCUUUCAGAGGAAGGACAGCUGAUUUCUUUUACAUGCUUUUAUUUGGUGCCACCAUUUUGACUGGGAUUGUUCUAAUUGGGGGGAUGAUACCUUAUGUAUCAGAAUCAUUCGCAAAAAUUAUAUUCCUUAGCAACUCAUUGACAUUCAUGAUGGUUUAUGUGUGGAGCAAGCAAAAUCCUUUUAUUCAUAUGAGUUUCUUGGGUCUCUUUACCUUCACAGCAGCCUAUCUACCAUGGGUUCUUUUGGGAUUUUCUGUCCUUGUUGGCGCGAGUGCUUGGGUAGAUCUACUGGGAAUGAUAGCUGGUCAUGCCUACUAUUUCCUUGAAGAUGUUUAUCCAAGGAUGACCGGUCGCCGGCCCCUACGAACUCCUUCAUUUAUCAAGUCACUGUUUGCAGAUGAGGCUGUUGUGGUGGCUCGGCCUGCGAACGUGAGAUUUGCUCCCCCACCAGUAGAGGAAGUCCACAGAGACUAGUCAAGCCCUAGGACAUUUUGACUUGAAGGUUGCUGGCCUUUGUACUGACCUGCCCUGAAGAAAAAGUAAUGCCAGCGGGGAGGGGAGGAAGAUUGGGCCAUUUGGCCAACUUCUUCAUCAAAGUGCAUCUGAUGGGAUGGAUUUUAUUUGUGGUUAAUGCGUUUACUCCAUAUCUGGUUUAACUUCUAUCAUGUGAUGUUGUUUCUAUUGCACCCAUAUAGGCGUAUAAUGAUUCGUGUAGUUUGAAUUUGGAACUGUAUACUUUCUGCUCAAUGUAGAGGCUUUUUAUUGUUUUGCGGUCAUAGCUGAUAGUUGGAACAGAUACAAAGCAAUCUCCUGUCAGAAGUUUUAGAGAAUGAUCAAAUGGUUCCUUCUUUUUUAUUCUAA
Molecule: messenger RNA, 1509 nt
Organism: Malania oleifera
Lineage: Eukaryota; Viridiplantae; Streptophyta; Magnoliopsida; Santalales; Ximeniaceae
Product: derlin-2.2
Exons: 6
Coding region: 388-1122 (244 amino acids)
Biological process (GO): endoplasmic reticulum unfolded protein response
Cellular component (GO): endoplasmic reticulum membrane; Hrd1p ubiquitin ligase ERAD-L complex
Molecular function (GO): misfolded protein binding; ubiquitin-specific protease binding
Source: RefSeq, a predicted model, not a curated record